AUGGCCAGACACAGAACCUCGACCGGUCGCCGACAUACGAGCAGUCACCCAGCGGACGCUCCCCUGGCUGAUGGAGCAGCCUCGAGGCCUCCGAAUGCAAGGACGGUUUCGAAACCGAAAGAAGGACAAGAAGGAGACUCAAAACCACAUCUCCCUGCUAUACGGUUUUUCCCGCACCAGGAAGUGAGAAAUGGCCGGCCGUCUCUCACCUUCGCUCCUAUUUCCCGUACCCUACCCAGCGAAUCUUCCAUCAUUCGCGUCGGAAGAUAUUCUGAACGUGAAGGCAUUCCCUCUGCAAACCCUACGGGCCCUUCGGAUGCUCCUGUAGGCUUCAAGUCGAAAGUGGUUAGUAGAAAGCAUUGCGAAUUCAGUUUUGUGGAUGGGCAAUGGCAGAUCAGAGAUGUGGCCAGCUCAUCAGGAACCUUCUUAAAUCAUAUCAGACUGAGUCAACCAAACACCGAGUCACGUUUGUUCCCGAUCAAAGAUGGAGAUAUUGUUCAGCUGGGUAUCGACUUCCGUGGCGGGGAAGAAAUGAUCUUUCGGUGUGUCAAGAUUAGGAUUGAAUGCAACAGAGCGUGGCAGAAGAAACCCAACAACUUCAAUAAAACCAGACACCAACAGCUCCAAAGCCUUGCCAGAGACCAGCCAUCCGCAGAUUCAAAUAGUGGCGAAUGCUCAAUUUGUCUGGGCUCUGUACUGCCAUGUCAAGCAUUGUUCGUCGCUCCAUGUGCACAUGUUUGGCACUAUAAGUGCAUCAGGCCAUUGCUAGAGGGGAAAAACAGCACCUACCCUCAAUUCCAGUGUCCUAACUGUCGCGCCUAUUUCGACCUCACAGCCGACGUUGACAUCGCCCAAUCAGACAUUGACGAAUGGAUGGGAAACACCGAUGAGCAAGAAGAUGCGGCUAGCAACGCUAAUGUUGCCGCUGCCAAUGAUGCGAAUGGUUCUGCUGCUCAAAUUACACAUGAUGGAGAAGCUACCGACUCAAGUGCUACUCGCGAGACUCCAGAUACUUCGGAAGACUCUGGUGAGCACCCAACUGUGACUGUAUCCGAUCCCAUCGAUAUCCCGAAUACUUCGGGCGCGGCUGCAACGCCUCGUAUGUCAGGCUUGUUGGCGAGAAGACAGGCUUCGAAUCCAGAAUCUCCAGAACUAACCACUAUGAAUGGCAAUAUCGACAUGCCAGACCGACCAGAUGAAGACGAGAUGGACACAGGCCUUGAUCAUCAGCGAACAAGAACACAAACCCCAGACCCUGAACAUGUGAUCUCCGGCGAGGGUCCACUCACCCCUAGAAAUGACGCCGGACCGUUUGUGUUUGACGGGAGCGCAGGAAGAUCAGAUGCGAGAGAACUGGUUGUCCCUGGAAUUCCCGAAAUAACUGGAGGAUCUCCGGCUCGAUGA
Exophiala spinifera is the source of this 1404-nucleotide messenger RNA. RefSeq lists its product as uncharacterized. The record is from RefSeq and is a predicted model, not a curated record. Gene Ontology annotation, biological process: protein ubiquitination; mitotic spindle assembly checkpoint signaling; negative regulation of septation initiation signaling. Lineage: Eukaryota; Fungi; Ascomycota; Eurotiomycetes; Chaetothyriales; Herpotrichiellaceae. Gene Ontology annotation, molecular function: ubiquitin protein ligase activity; protein binding. Gene Ontology annotation, cellular component: cell division site; ubiquitin ligase complex; mitotic spindle pole body. Bases 1 to 1404 code for a protein of 467 amino acids. The transcript is spliced from 3 exons.